Messenger RNA from Peromyscus eremicus (cactus mouse), 1166 nucleotides. It is a transcript of the gene Rdm1, whose product is annotated as RAD52 motif containing 1. Bases 96 to 929 code for a protein of 277 amino acids. The transcript is spliced from 7 exons. The record is from RefSeq and is a predicted model, not a curated record. Gene Ontology annotation, cellular component: nucleolus. NCBI's taxonomy places the organism in Eukaryota, Metazoa, Chordata, Mammalia, Rodentia, Cricetidae. Gene Ontology annotation, molecular function: RNA binding.
CUGGUCUCCGCCCCUUCCUCAUCUGGCACCGCCCCUUGUGUGCGAUUUCCCUCGAGGUUCGCGGUAGUGUCUUGCGCAGGCGCAGUGGCUUUACCAUGGCGGAAUUGAUUUCUUUCGUGGUUCCCACCCAGAGUGACAAAGUUUUGUUGGUGUGGGAGCUGAGCGCUGGUCCCCCAGCCGAGGCCUUAAGACAUUCUCUGUCUGCAGCGUUCUCCCAGUUUGGCCUUCUGUAUUCAGUCCGAGUCUUCCCGAACGCUGCGGUGGCCCGCCCCGGCUUCUACGCCAUCGUCAAGUUUUACUCGUCAAGGGACGCGCAGAGAGCCCAAAAGGCAUGCGACGGGAAGCCUCUCUUUCAGACUUCGCCAGUGAAGGUUCGUCUCAGCACUAGACAUAAGGCCCUGCGACAUCAGGCCUUUGCCCUAAACAGCUCACGAUGCCAGGAACUGGCAAAUUUCUACUUUGGCUUCAAUGGAUGGUCAAAAAGGAUCAUCAAGCUGCAGGAGCUCCCUGGAGCGGAGGACGAGGCUCUUGAGGGGCCUGUGCGGAAACAGAGCGUCAAGUUCUUCUGCGCUGUGGAGGUGGUGCUGCCGUCCUACGGAUGCAGGAGCCCUGGAGUGGGCAUCGCUGAGGAGCCUCUGCACCAGCUGGAAGAAGGACAGCCGUCGUUUCUCAUGAAGAGGAAGACGGCUCAGAAGCUCGCGAUCCAGAGUGCCUUGUCAGAUGCCUUCCAGAAGCUGGCCAUCGUGGUUUUAGAAAGUGGCAAGGUCGCGGUGGAGUACAUUCCCAGUGAAGAGUCCACAGAUGCUGGAAGUGAGGAAGAGCUACAGAGUUUAAUCCAGGUCAGCUCCUUUCCUUGGAAUCAGCCCGGCCAGAGGGAGGAGGAGUGUCUCUCAGAUUUCAGCUUGGAAGAGGAAGAACCCGAGCUGUAAGAACUGCACUAGCCCUGUGUCGAGGCGAGGCCCUGCCCUCUCACUCUCUUGGGAAGUUCUACAUUUCUGAUCAGUGGGCUGCUGACAUCCCUCAACACCCAAGUGUGAGGCCCAAGUUUUGCCCAGUACCUUGGAAGAGGUCUAAGAGAGGCUGGAGCCCUGUCACUGUGAUGGGAAGAGGUUCCCUAUGCAGAAUGGAACUGGGCCCAGAGUAAUAAAGGCCGCCUAACAAAGGUG